GGUAUUUUUCGCUUUUCAGAUGAAUCAGACAUGCAAGGUGUGCGGAGAACCGGCGGCAGGUUUCCACUUCGGGGCGUUCACUUGUGAGGGUUGCAAGUCCUUCUUCGGCCGUUCGUACAACAACCUGAGCUCGAUCUCCGAAUGCAAAAACAACGGCGAAUGCGUAAUCAACAAGAAGAACCGUACCGCGUGCAAGGCGUGCCGACUGAGGAAAUGCUUGUUGGUAGGCAUGUCGAAGAGCGGGAGCCGGUACGGCAGAAGGUCCAACUGGUUCAAGAUCCACUGCCUGCUCCAGGAGCAACAACAACAGCAUCAACAACAGCAAGCCGGGAUGAAUAACGGCCAGCAGGGGAUGAAAGCGCCGCAGAAAACGCCACCCAUGCAUCCGGGGAUGAGCAUGGGCUUGUUGGGGAUGAACUCGUUCCCGCCGCCGAUGUUGCACUUGCCCAAAACCAAGGAGGAACUUAUGAUAUUAGGUUUAGACGAAUACAACAAGCACUCUGCAUCUCCUUCAGUAAGCUCACCAGAAUCUCACAAUUCCGACUCUUCAGUGGAAAUCAACGACGGCAGGCGGUUACCCCUCUUCCCUGGACUAUUACACCCCGCCACAUUUUUACCCCCACCAGGAUUGUUAUUUCCGCCUGGAUAUCAUCCCCUCUAUCCAGGAUUACUGCAACCCGCGAACAACAAUAACAGGCUAAUACGCAACCACAACCCGGGCGUGGAGACCUUCAGUAAACGCAUAUUCCUCGACGCCGUGCUCCAAUCGCAGCGUAGUCCUACCCCCGAAGAACCGGAGCCAGUAGUCACUUCCGACAGUCCCGUCCCCUUGCAGGAGGACCCGAUCGACUUGAGCAUGAAGCCGAGUAGCGAUCGAGGCUCCUCCCCUUCGCGCAGCGAUCGUUCUGGGUCGGUAGCGACCGAGAGGGGCGGUCACGGCAGCGAAGCGGACGAAGAGAGCGACUAUGACAGCGAGGGAGCGUUGAGAAGUGUACAAAUGCUCAGGCCGACACCGCUAGAUCUUACGACUAAGGUGUGACCGGAGAGACCGUUCUCCAAUCUCGACGCAGUCGCAUCCCUGAAGAGGCGGAGCCAGUAGCGACGUCCGACAGUGCAUCCCACUGUAAUAGGCCCCGUUCAGGGUCAGUAGCGACAGAGAUGCACGGUCACGGCAGCGAAGCGGACGAAAAGAGCGGCUGUGACAGCGAGGGAGCUUUCAGAAGUGUAAAAAUGCUCACGCCGUCAUCCCUAGAUCUUACAACUAAGGUGUGAUCGUUCUCCAAUCUCGCCGCAGUCGCAUCCCUGAAGAGGCGGAGCCAGUAGCGACGUCCGACGGUCUCCUCCCACUACAAUAAGGCCUGACCGAACUGACCAUGAAGUCUUUACGACCGAUGCUCCUCCCCAACGCGCAGCAAGCAUUGAGAAGUCAGUAGGGGCGGAGUGUGACUGUGACGGUGAGGCGCCAAGAGGAGUGCAGAUGGUCAGGGUGCCGCUGCUAGAUCUCACAACGGGCGUGUGAUCGGAGUGGUCGUCCUCAAAUCACAACGCGGUCCCACCCCUGAAGAGGUGGAGCCGGUGGCGACGCCCCAGUCUUUUCCUACUGCAGGAGAACCUGAUCGACUUGAGCAUGAAACCGAGAGGGGCAGCGAAACGAAAGUGACUGUGACAGUGGAGGAACAGGAGUAAGCUGCGUGAAGAUGCUUAGCCUGUUGCCGUUGGAUAUGACCGGAGCAUUGAAGGUGUUAUGCUGCUGGGGCCAAUCACCACCGUGAUGAUGUGUUCUUAUAGGGUGUCUGACGCAUCGACAAAAUUAGACUAUCCGAAUCUAGUACAUAUUUUCAUGUUUAGACGCUCCACGUGCCAGCCGUCGGCACUAUUGGUAUCAGUAUGAUAUAUCGUUUUAGCAAUAAUAAAAAAAUCGAGCAUUGUCCUAUCCACUGAUAACUGAUAUGUUCAGUAAUGUGCUAUAAAUAAGCAAGCUUCUUCAGUUUAAAAUUCUUAGCUGGCAGUCCAGAGCCUAGCGCGCAAGUUACCUACGACCUUAAUAUACCGCAUUCAUCUGGAGAGAUUGAUGGCAGAACGCUUGGCUUAAUAAUAACGUUAAGUAGAAUAAGAGGAAGAAAAUUGGAAGUUGAUGGCCAAUUAGCCAAUGGCGGCCAGCCUUAAGAUACAUCGGCGAACUUUUCAAUUCGUUCCAAAGACCUUUAAGAUCAAAACUAGAAUUUGCUAAAGAUAUUCCACGAUUCAACAGAUUUUUAUACGGGAAAUGCUAAUUUUACAUACGGUCAAAUUAUUUAGAUAUAUGAGAGGUUCGUUUGGGACGCCGCUGAGCUCAUAUCCAAUAAAGUUUAUAUACCAGAAAUAUAAAAUCCGAAAUACGAGAAAGUUUUAUAAUGCGGUAUCCAAUUUCAUAAUAUACGCCUACGUCGAUGAGAGAUUCGACCGAAUAAAAAUAACUAUUAGAGACGAAGAUGGUAAAUCACAUAUAGAACGGUAAACUAUGCAUAAUCGAGUCAAUAAAGUACUAGCCAUUCAAUAAGCUAAGAAAUGAUUCAUCAAUUUCUAUGGAGAUAUUACACGUUUUCGGUGGUUAUGGAGUUAAUAAAAGUAAAAGCACUAGUAUAUGUCCAAGUAAGCUAAUCUUGCAACGAAUAUGUGUAGCUGUCAAGUGCAAAACUGUUGAAUAUGAUGAAUGAGAAAAAACAUAGGAUAUAUAAUAUUCACAAUCCUAACUGAAAAGAUCAAGAAGCUAGGGUCAUCAAAAAUGGAAAAUCGUGUACUACAGAGGGAAAUCAAAGAAUAUUAAAUUAUAUUAGUACAGCAUGUGAUGACUGUGGCAGUGCUUUCCAUCGUUGAGACACCAGAAAUAGUACCACCUAACUAUAAAGAUCCGCAUAUAACGUGUCGAGAUGUUCAUUUCUAGCUACUAAACCAUACAGCUAAUUCGUUUCUGUCAUUUUUUUGUACUUCAGAGCGAAACUGACCGGACUAUCUCGGUUCCACACAUGCUCGUUAAGCCCGGCAUCUCUAAAUAGUACCGUUGGUCGUACCUCGACGCACCGGCCGGAUUGUUCCUAUCACAAAUCAAAAAGGCCGCGCCGCGUGACCCCAGCCGCAGCGCGAAGAAAAACAAUUGAAAAGUUGCGCCGUCAACGCCGCCUCGACGAUUUUCUAUAAAUGUUCGGGCACGCUUUUAUUGAUCAGUACCACAACUCGGCCGGUCGUACCGGCGAGUUAAUUGUGGUGCACCAUACCAUGGUACCACCAUUGUGUCCAACCGGCUGAUAGACGUGGGAAUAUUAUACGCCAGCACGUCUAGCGGAAAACAAGGCACCUGUCUGACGACUAGACUGCUUUUGAUAUCCUGGUACUACGGUGUGAAAAAUCGAGCCACGUAGAUUUACUCGGUACUAACUUGAGUACUACCCAAACAUUGCCCUGGUCCCAGAGGUACCUGUCUUAGCAGACUCAAUAUCCUGAUAGAUGAAUUCAAUCGAGCAGACUGACUCGGUACUGCAGGUGGUACUACCUGAGGUGCUACCCAAACAUCUUAACCACGAGGUAUUUGUCUGAUUAGACUCAGCAUCCUAAUGCAUAAAAAUUCACUCACGGAGAUUGACUUGGUACUGUCUGGGGUACUACCUGGGUACUACCCAAACAUUCUCUGAUCCACGAGGUACUUACCCGAUUAGACUCCAUAUCCUGAUAGAUGAAAAUACAAUCAAGAAGAUUGACUGGGUACUGCCUACAGUACUACCUGUGGUACUACCCAAACAUUCUCUGGUCCACGAGGCACUUGCCUAAUUAGACUCAAUAUCCUGACAGAUAAACAUUCAAUCAAGCAGAUUGACUCGGUUCUACCUGGGGUACUACCUGUGGUACUAGACAAAGAUUCUCUAAGCCACUAGGUAUCCUGAUAGAUGAAAAUUCAGUCAUGCAGUUUGACUCGGUACUUGUCAGAUGAGACUCAAUAUCCUGAUAGGACAUGAAAAUUCAAUCAAGCAGAUUGACUCGGUACUACCUUAGCAUUCCCUCUUCCACGACAUCCUUGCCUAACUAGACUGCUUUAUAUAUUGAUGCUGCGUGCAAAUUGAGUCAGUUACACUGACUCGAUACUGUCCUGGGUACUACCUAAGCAACCUACUGAUUUUGAUAACCUGGCGCAAUCUGAAAAAUUGAGGUAUAUUGAUUCGGUACUGCGUAAGGUACUACCACAGCAUUCUUUGUUCUACGAAGCACCUGCCUAACUAGAUGCAUUCGAUGUGCUGAAACGACGUGAAUUGAAUCAAAAAGGUUGAAUCGGUACUGAUUGGGUACUACCUAGGCAUAUGCCGUUUCACAAGAUAUCUGCCUGAGUAGUGUCAUUGAUAUCCUGGUAUAAUGUGAAAAAUUGGCUCGGUGCAACCUGGGUACUAUCUUUCCGCUAGGCAAAAUCCUGAGUCAAGUAGAUUGACUCAGUACCACACGGCAUUACCUACACCUUGACGGUUUAGGUGCUGCUGGUCCUUUAUAGUAAAAUUACUAAAAAUGUGUGAGAUGUUAUAAGGUAUUUAAAACUGUUAAAGUAGAGCUACUUGGUACCACCUGCUCCUAUAGGUGAAUCUUGCCGCUGUGGUACUAUCUUUGAUAUGCUAAAUCAGAUAUUUAAAGCUCAAUGACAUCUUGAUACUCCAACCCAACGGUAAUCUCGUAGAAAUAAUUUUAAUUGCAUUUUUUUAGCUCUCUACCAAAGUUGCGCAUGGCCUGUCACAUUUUGCAUAUUUUUUUUUCUAAUUUUUGGUGGAUGCGUCAGAUACCUAGAUCUAGUUUAUUAUUCCAAUUCUAAACUCCUUCUUUUAAAGGCAAUGUAAUUGUUACUACUUUAGUUCUUUUGCACAUUGUCGCUUUAAUUUUUGUACAUAUACGUAUUUAUAAACAUUUUAUGUAAAUUUUUCUUGCGUAGUGAUAUUAAGAGAAUGCUCUGUUUUUGUAUAAAAACAAGAAAAAUGUGAAUUUGUUGGCCAGUAUACUUAGCUCCAAAAACCAAAUCGUUUUAUACAAUACUUCCUAGAUAUUAGUGCACUUUUUAUAAAAAUGAUACUGUGAAAAUUUGUAUAAAAAUGCGGUUUGAGGAGCAGUGCAAUGUUGAAAUUUUUGUUACUUUAUACAAAGCCAGUUUUUCACUGGCAUUCAUAGAUAGAUUAUUGUUAAUAUUUUUCUAGCCGAUUACCUACCUGUUUUUCAAUAAACAGUUUUAUCAACCGAUGUUACUGUUUCAUUUGUUGUAAGUAUUCCUUAAAUAAUGCUGUUGAAUGAAAUGGCAUCUAAAGAGUACUUAGUCGAGCAUUUAUAAAGUGUAAUUUUGAGGGUAUCCCGUCUUCACUUUGCCGGUAUUAAUAAAACUAGGGAUGCCAAAGGCUGUUUUAAAUUGAGCGAAAAAUUAAUUCUUUACGCAAAAAUGCCAUUUCCGCCUAAAGCGGUCGAUCUUCAUAUCAAAGUUUUAUGUCUAAGCUCAGUCUUGUAUAUAAUAUUACUACGAUACGUAAACAAACAUAUUCAAAUUUGAUAUAUAAAAGAUAUAUGCUUCUUGGGGACUCGGAGCUGAACACAUUCAAACCUGUAUUUUGCAGUUCUUAAAACAUUUAAGAAGUGUUAAUUAUGCACAGAUACUAAAACUACUAUUUGCAACGGUCUACUUUGCAAAGUGACUCAAUUUCACCAAUAACCAAACCGUUACUUUCCUCAUGUCGGGAUACCCUUGUUGUCGUCUGCUUUACUUCAGUCUAAAUAAACCCCAUACAUGUAGCAAAUACCGCAGUAUUUUUUCGAUACACCUAAUCUUGGGCAUUUUUUGUGCGAGAAAUGUAAAAUGUAUUUUAUAUAUUAUAUAUUUUGUUGUAUAUUGUUUUUUGUAUGAUCUUUUGAUAGAAUAUCCGUCUGUCUGAUUCGUAGGGGACUAGGGCCAGUGGCAUGUGUGAAUGGUGAGAGUGUGAGAUGUUGUAAAAAAAAUAUAUGAAUAAAC
This is a messenger RNA of Acanthoscelides obtectus, 6001 nucleotides long. The record is from the annotation of a GenBank genome assembly. NCBI's taxonomy places the organism in Eukaryota, Metazoa, Arthropoda, Insecta, Coleoptera, Chrysomelidae.